Messenger RNA from Lotus japonicus, 4386 nucleotides. RefSeq lists its product as uncharacterized. Gene Ontology annotation, molecular function: zinc ion binding. NCBI's taxonomy places the organism in Eukaryota, Viridiplantae, Streptophyta, Magnoliopsida, Fabales, Fabaceae. The transcript is spliced from 9 exons. The record is from RefSeq and is a predicted model, not a curated record. The coding region runs from base 162 to 2234 and encodes 690 amino acids.
GACAGUAAACUCUGUUCCUCUGUGUUUGGUUUUUGUUGCUGUUCACAAACCAUUUCACUCUCUCUCUCUCUCUCUCUCUCUCUCUCUCUCUGCAAGUUUCUCUUCUUCUUCUUAAUCUGAAAACGGUGCGUGCAACCCCUUCACAAGACGAAUGCAACAAGAUGCCGAGAAUGGAGGACAUUCUAAACCUUCCAGUGCAAGACCCUCCUCUUCCUGAGUUCUCUGCUGCUCAUGUAAAUUGGGUGAAGUUACAAGGUGGUCGCCAUGGUGGUGAUGAUAUUGCUCUGAUUCCUUUUGCCAGGGUUGAUGAUUUUGUGAAAGGGGAAUCUUCCAAUCCUGAGUGUCCUGCUAGCUUCCGUGUAGAAUCAAGAAGGAAGAGACCGGUAGGAAGCGUAGCUAAACCGAGGGUUGACGGUUAUCUUGAGUAUACACUAUAUUGGUGUUCUUAUGGUCCUGAAGACUACCGAGAGAGUGACUUGAGUUUAGAGGAUGGCACAAGCACCAAACCUGCUUCAGGGAAGGGGAGCAGGCCAGGUAGGCGUCACAUGAUGAGAGGCUGCCUUUGUCAUUUCACGAUUAAAAGACUAUACACCAGACCCCUUCUUGCCCUGAUCAUAUAUAACCAAAGAAGGCAUGUUGAUAAAUCAGGGGCACCGUGCCAUGGAAUGCUCGACAGGGAUGCUGUAGGGACAAGAGCUAUGUAUGCUCCACGAAUUUCAGAUGAGUUACGGCAGAAAGUGAUGUCUAUGCUUUAUGUUGGAAUGUCUCUGGACAAUAUAAUACAGCAUCAUGCAGAGGUGAUGCAGAAGCAAGGCGGGCCACAAAACCGUGAUGAUUUUCUCACUCGAAAUGAUGUGCGCAACAUGGAAAGGACUAUUCGUAAUUCUUCACUUGAGCUACAGGGAAAUGAUGAAUACAGUGUAAAGACAUGGGUGCAGCGUAAUCAGAAGCAUGUUUUUUAUUUCCAAGAUAACUCGGGUUCAGAAUCUCUUGUUUUAGGUAUUCAGACAGAUUGGCAGCUGCAGCAAAUGCUUCGUUAUGGAAGCAAUGGCUUCAUUUGUUUUCAUUCAAAAUUUGGCUUGAAGAAGCUUAAGCACCCCGUAUGCUCUUUACUUGUUUUCGAUUCAUCUCAAAAUGCAAUUCCAGUUGCUUGGAUCAUCGCUUCAUCUUUUGUUGGUAAAGAUAUUCAUAAGUGGAUAGUAUUGCUAUCUGAAAGAUUACGAGCCAAGGAUCCCAGAUGGCGGCCUAAUGCUAUUUUGUUGGAUGAUCCAUCUUUUAACUAUUCUAUCAUAAGAGAGGCCUUCCAGUGUCGCAUCCUACUAUGUGCCUGGCAUGUUCGCCGUGCUUGGAUAAAAAAACUUUUCAAGAAAUGCUGCAACUUUGAGGUACAACGGGAGAUGUUUAGGCACUUGGGAUGGAUUCUGUACUCUACGAGAUGUGGACCAAAUGCCAUGGAUGCAGUUGAAGAGCUUAUGCAGAUUUUUGUCGACCAGUGUGCCUUCAUGGACUAUUUCAAGAGUCAAUGGUUACCUAUUAUAGAUAUGUGGAUUAGUGGCAUUAAGUCACUCCCUGCGACGACUCCUGAGCCACAUGCUGCAAUAGAAUCCUAUCACCUAAGACUAAAAUCCACGCUUUUGAAGGCGAAUUAUGCUAAUUUCUGGUCUAGAGCUGACUGGUUAAUCCACACUUUAACUACUGAAUUUCACUCAUUAUACUGGCUAGAUCAGUACAGUUUAGAAACUGGUUAUCUUGAGAAUCUACGAGCUGACUCUUUCUCCACUAAUGCUUGGUAUCAUGCUCUUCAUAUUCCAGAUGUUGAUGUGGUACUGGAUGAGCAAAAUCUCAAUCUUGCCAAAGUUUUAUCCCAGACUGACCGAAGCUUGGUCUACACAGUUUGGAAUCCUGGUUCAGAAUUUUCACUUUGUGAUUGUUCCUGGUCUAGGCUGGGAAACCUGUGUAAACAUGUCAUCAAGGUGGCAACUUUCUGUAGAAGUCAGCAGGUUGCAAGACCAUUAUUGUCUGCUCAAGUUUAUAAACAAGCUUUGCUCACCCUUCUCCAUAAUCCUCCGGAUGAUCCCUUAGUUCUUGAUCAUACCGUUCUACAUGUGGCCCGUUUGCAACAAGACAUUAAAGCCCUGGAAGACUUGUCAAAUAGUGGAUUACUCCAGCCUGUAGUCCCUGAUUUAAGUUCUCAAAUGGCUGAUAAUCCUCUGCUUUUUCAGCGCUUCCCAUGACUGGCCUUGUUUGAAAGGAGGCCUAUGGUCAGUUUAAAGGACACUUCAUUGCUUAUUCAUUUGAGACUACUUUCGUCCAGCAGUCAAUUUGGAAGCAUUUGAAAGGAUAUAUUUUUGCUUUUAAGAAGGUUGCACAACUAUUGAGUUCAUAAAACCGCAACACCCUGCUCAGAGAAUGUAGGUGGAGUUUGACCUAUGGUUAUAUUUGAGGCUAUUUGAGGUUUUUGGUGGCUUCUCCGUAGUAUAUUUGAGGCUGGGAUCACGUUGAGCUGCAGUGCUCGGGAGUUUGAUCCAUUGUUUUCGUAUCAGCUUGCAGAAGAUAAUUACAAGAAUUGGAGGUAUUUAAAGUCUUACACUUUGUGCUGAAAAUGCCAUUCAACUUGACAACUUAUGAACUAGACAGUUAUGGUCUCUUGGUGGAGGAUCCUCUGGUGACAAAUCAUUUGUGGGAUGCCAAGUAAUAAAAGGUGCAUAGGCAAUGAGCCAAUCCGACCUCUUAAAAGUUCAACAAGAGCAUCAUCAGAAGAGCUAUUGCUAUCUCAAAAAGGAGCUGUUGUCCGAUAAGAUUUCCACAGUUGAGCUAUCAACCACUUGAAUAGCUGAGUGAGAUAAACUGAAAGCUCAAGUCAGGACACUAUAUAUGUUUCUUUCUUUCCAUCCGGGGGGGUAGACCACUCAAUGCGUGCUAGUUGCAUUGGUUAAAAGUGGUUGUUUGAAUCUCUAAGUUCAAAGUUUGAUCCUUAGGAGCCCGUUUUUAGGGGAUCAUUUGGUCACCACACCUUGAAAUUACGAGACCAAUUUAGUACACAAAAUAAAGGAGUAGUCUCAUUUGGGGAUUAGGCAUAUCAAGGACACUUGUGUUCCUUGAUCACAUAUCCUGAAUUCCUGACCUUUCCUUUGCUUUUUUUUUAUUUUGUUUUGUUUUUGUCAAAAUUUGUCCUUUACUAAUGAUGAAUGAAUAGUAUCCGCAUGCUUUGCGUAGCGAAUUUGUGUGUUAUAGCAGCUUGUAACGUGACACAUUAAGGAAAAUUAGAUGUUUUACCCACUAAUAUAUUCGGUGAAUUAAAUGAUGAAGAUGAGAACAUAAAUAUAUUAGUACUAACCUCACAAUGAUUGAUCCUUUAAUUAAUACUAGUAUGAUUGUAUUUAUGAGAGACGUCAUUGUCACAAAACACAUUAUGGAGAAGAUGAUACACAAAACUUUCCACAUGGCAAAAUUAGAUUUCCAACCUCAUCAAGAUAGAUUCAAGACGCUAAGCAAUCAUGUUGAUUAUUACUACUACUAUAUCAAUAGUCAAACAUCAAUUAGAGAAGUAAUCAUUAUGCAACAGCCCAAGUGCAGCCACAUAUUCUCAAAAUAUCUCACAUGGUAAAAUUCAAUGAACUUUCCUCUUGUUAAUUAAUUAAAUUAAUAAUUAAAAGUGAUAAGUAUUGAAAUGAAUGGUUAAUAUAUUAAAGCAAGUGAACAAUAACAUAACUUAACACACUAUGGUUGUUUGUUUCUUCCCACGAAAGAAAGACAAACCGACCAAGCCUAGUUUGACCCUAUGGACGGUGAAACAAGAGAUGUGGUGGUGACACGUAGCAGAAGCACCUGGCACGUGUCUUUUAGAUUCAUGUGUGAGUGAGGGCAAUUUUGGAAUUAUAUGCAAAGAGGGAGCUAUAAAUAGCAUCGACUUUUGUGGUGUUUGAUUUCCCUUGUGAUCCUUCUCCGAAUCUACUCAACCGGGUCACGGAAGGUUCGAAUCGGAGCUCCGAGAAAUAAGACCCGCCGCCGCGGUUUCUAUUUUUUUUUGGGAAUUGGAUCGCCCAGCACCCCCCCUUCUAGAAAGUUCGUUGUUCCGACACAAUUUUUCUUGCUUGUGUUGUGUUUGAAUCAGCAUCAUCUAUCUACUCUUUUGAUUCUUUUGCUUGUUGCAGUGUCUUGUUUGGUUCUGUUUUGUCACUGUAAGUGUUUUUGAGCUGCAUGUUUGUUGAUGAUCAAGUUUAAAUGUUAAACGUUGCGAUUGUUGCUCUUGCGGUUGCUGAAUGUGUUUUGCUUGUAAACUUUAAUAUAAUAUUUAUAUGUCGUGAUUAGUGAUUCUAAUCUUUGUGUUAGUUACAAAAUUUCUAAUAUUUAUCAAAAUAUCUACGCAGGACAUAUUUACUAUUU